UUACGGAAGUCUGGAGCACAUUUAAAACACAUGUUACUGCUUUUUGGCUGUGUGUGGUUUGGCAACUCCAGAGGAAAAGACACUGAUAAGGGAUAUAACAGGCAGGGGACGUGAUCACUUAAGAAAUUGACAUUUAAAAAAAAAAAAAAAAAAAACAGGAACAAAAAAAGCAAAUAAAAAGGCGUGCUUUGAGGCAGCAAGACCAGUGGGAGAGACAUAAAGGCAGAAGCCAGUCAGACAUACUAGUUUCUCAUAGCUUCUUCAGAAUUAGCCCACAUCUUAGUGGAAGGAAUUGUGUGGCUGCUUUUGCACCUUGGGGCCUUUUUAUACGGACAAACCACAGUAGGAUCUGGAGAACUGAGGACUGACCGAAGGGAAGUUUAACAUACAGAUAUUGUCACCACUUAAAUUAAGGGAAGUCAGCAGCCUUUUUUCAGGAGGUGGGUAUAUAAAGAAUAAACAGAGCAAUUUGUUCAGAUCAUCUAGCUGAAAUAUUCCACAGGCCUUCAAUCCAUUCUGACGUAAGAGAAUGUGCUGAUAAGUCCUCAAGGGAAGACUUUUUCUGAGGUAAUUUUCAGCUUCUGACUCCUAGUAGCUUCGUUAUUUAACUGGACACUUCAGGUUCUGCAUCAGCAUCUGCUGUAAGAGGUGUCUGUUUUAAAGCAUUUUUAACCUUCUUCAUUUGGCUCGUGGGCAUCUGGGUUGCUGUGACAGGUUACGUCUGGCUUAUACACACACACACUCACACUCUUUACUGUGCAGCUGGAGGAUCAAGAGUUUGUGUUGCACAUACCUGUACUGAGAGGAGUGUGUGUGGUCUGAGGGACUCAGCUGUUCUGGGAAACCGAGUCAGAGAGGCAGCCAGCUCUAAGUGCUUUCUGCCAGAAGGAAACGGAGAUACGUUCAUACUGCUGACUGCUUCUCAGAGACCGCAAGCAUAGCCAAGGAAUAAUGAUGACCAUGAAACAGACUCUGUGCAGAAUCUCCUGCUUGGUGACACUGGUGGUGGAGCUGAGCUGGAUAAACGUGGGUCACAGCAUGCACAGAGAGGGAGGAAGCAGGGUAAUAAAGCAGUGGGAGAAGAAGGUGCGGUCAGCCUCCAGCUUAGAUGAGCUGCUGAUGCUCGCAGACUUUCCUGAUUGGAAGUUGUGGAAGUGUCGUCUGAGACUGCAGCAGCCAGAGACCCUCUCUUCUCCACCUUCAGUUGGCUCACACCGCUCUACACGCUACGCUGCCGAAUCUUACAGCCUGGAGAUUCUUAAAGCCAUAGAUGAAGAAUGGCAGCGGACUCAGUGCAUGCCAAGGGAAACGUGUGUCGACGUGGCCAAGGAGCUGGGCACCGACCCCUCAAUGUUCUUCAAGCCACCUUGUGUCUCCAUCCACAGAUGCGGUGGCUGCUGCAAUCAAGAGGGAGUCACCUGCAGAAACACAACUACAGUAUAUGUGAAUAAAACUGUCCUUAGUGUCAUUCCAUUUAACUUUGUACCAGAGCCUGUGCUAAUAAAAGUAGCUAAUCAUACAGAGUGCAGGUGCAUGGAGCCUGCCAUAAUACGACGUAAUGCUCAACCUCACAGGAGCAGUGGCUGCUCUCCAAUGGGCCAGCUGUCAGAGGCACAGGACUCCAGAAGACUUUGUGCCAGUGGGUUGAUUUGGGAUUGUUCAACUGACAGAUGCAUACCUUACCCUUCCAGUACACCAGAGUUUCCACUUAGUUCAUGGAUGCCCGACUGUGAGAUAGACGUCGAGCGCUGUGACUGUCUUCCGAGACCUGGGCCAACGCUGGAACCAAGACCGAUCCAACGCUGUCAACUCAACUCCUCCAUCUGUGCCCACAGGCAUCAACGUUUUGAUCAAACCUCCUGCAGAUGCAAAUGGCCCAACUAGAACUCUGAGGAAAUAAAUGACGACAACCUGCUCGCCAAGGAUGUUUGGAGGCAGAGAAAAAAGGCUCAUAAUUUAUUUACAGUCCUAUUUAUGGCGAUCACUUUAACUAAUUAAUAUGAUAUUAACUCACACGACCAUGUUAAUUGAUUUUUUUGUUAACAUGCUUACCUUAUGUUUCAAUCAAUUUGUAAAGUUUAUGAUUUGUACAUUGUUCUUUGUGCACUGAAUAUGUAGUUUAUAUUAAAGAUUAUUUUUAUAUUUUUAA
Molecule: messenger RNA, 2149 nt
Organism: Sander lucioperca (pikeperch)
Lineage: Eukaryota; Metazoa; Chordata; Actinopteri; Perciformes; Percidae
Gene: vegfd
Product: vascular endothelial growth factor D
Exons: 8
Coding region: 952-1884 (310 amino acids)
Biological process (GO): induction of positive chemotaxis; sprouting angiogenesis; vascular endothelial growth factor signaling pathway
Cellular component (GO): membrane
Molecular function (GO): chemoattractant activity; vascular endothelial growth factor receptor 3 binding; growth factor activity
Source: RefSeq, a predicted model, not a curated record